Brassica oleracea var. oleracea is the source of this 1639-nucleotide messenger RNA. Its product is annotated as putative glycosyltransferase 3. The record is from RefSeq and is a predicted model, not a curated record. Gene Ontology annotation, molecular function: hexosyltransferase activity. Lineage: Eukaryota; Viridiplantae; Streptophyta; Magnoliopsida; Brassicales; Brassicaceae. The coding region runs from base 149 to 1513 and encodes 454 amino acids. The transcript has a single exon. Gene Ontology annotation, cellular component: membrane; trans-Golgi network; endosome. Gene Ontology annotation, biological process: xyloglucan biosynthetic process.
AUCAGUUAAGACAUGAAUCUUGAUGGUCCGAAUGGAUCUCAAUCUCUUCCCUAAAGCUUACUUGACAUACAAGACAACAACAAUGUCUCCUUAGAUCAACAGUCUUUCGCGUCUCUUUCACCUUCACAGUCUCUCUCUCUCUCUCUCAAUGGGUAAGGAAGACGGAUUCAAAACUCAGAAGCGCGUCUCAACCGCUGCUUCCGGAGUUCUUCCGACGACGAUCGCGACUCCCGGAGGAAGAAAACCACCGCCACGUGGCAAACAGAUCAAGAAAACCUUCAACAACCUGAAAAUGACCAUCCUCUGCGGCCUCGUCACCAUCCUCGUCCUCCGCGGCACGAUCGGCGUCAACUUCGGAAAAUCCGACGCCGACGCCGUCAACAAGAACCUAAUCGAAGAAACCAACCGCCUCCUAGCCGAGAUCCGAUCCGACUCGGAUCCAACCGACCCGAACGAACCCCCCGACUCGGACCUCGACCUCAACGCGACCUACACUCUCGGCCCCAAGAUCACCAACUGGGACCAGCAGCGAGCCACGUGGCUAACUCAAAACCCUAACUUCCCCAGCUCCCUCGCCGGGAAACCUAGAGUCUUGCUCCUCACGGGAUCGCCUCCGAAGCCUUGCGACAACCCCAUCGGCGAUCAUUACCUCUUGAAGUCGGUGAAGAACAAGAUCGAUUACUGUCGGAUCCACGGGAUCGAGAUAGUUUACAACAUGGCUCAUUUGGACAAGGAGCUCGCCGGUUACUGGGCGAAGCUGCCGAUGCUGAGGAGGUUGAUGCUGUCUCACCCUGAGAUCGAGUGGAUUUGGUGGAUGGACAGUGACGCUCUGUUUACGGACAUGGUGUUCGAGGUGCCUUUGUCUAAGUACGAGAAUCAUAACUUGGUUAUCCACGGGUAUCCGGAUCUGCUGUACGAUCAGAAGUCUUGGAUCGCUUUGAACACUGGCAGCUUCUUGUUUAGGAACUGCCAGUGGUCUUUGGAUCUGCUUGACGCUUGGGCUCCUAUGGGCCCAAAAGGCCCGAUCAGGGAAGAAGCCGGGAAGGUGCUAACGGCUUAUCUCAAGGGAAGACCGGCUUUCGAGGCGGAUGAUCAGUCUGCGUUGAUCUAUCUUUUGCUUUCGGAGAAGUACAGGUGGAUGGGGAAAGUGUUUGUGGAGAAUCAGUACUAUCUUCAUGGGUUUUGGGAAGGGUUGGUGGAUAGGUAUGAGGAGAUGAUGGAUAAGUAUCAUCCGGGGUUGGGAGACGAGAGGUGGCCCUUUGUGACUCACUUUGUGGGGUGUAAACCGUGUGGGAGUUAUGCGGAUUACGCGGUGGAGCGGUGCUUGAAGAGUAUGGAGAGAGCUUAUAACUUUGCGGAUAAUCAGGUGCUGAAGCUUUAUGGGUUUGGUCAUAGGGGGUUGUUGAGUCCUAAGAUCAAGAGGAUCAGGAAUGAGACAAUAUCUCCGUUGAAGUUUGUAAACAGGUUUGAUAUUAGGAGAGCAGCGCCGCUUAAGAUUGAAGCAAGGAGCUAGCAAGUUUUGUUUCUGUUAUGUUUGUGUAAGUCAUGGAGUAACUCUGGACUUGAUGUUUUAUAGAUAGAGAGAAUAACUUGCAAAAGAAUAUAAACAAGAGACAAAAGAAUCAGUAGUCUAUUACAA